This is a messenger RNA of Vicia villosa (hairy vetch), 1000 nucleotides long. RefSeq lists its product as uncharacterized. The record is from RefSeq and is a predicted model, not a curated record. Bases 1 to 987 code for a protein of 328 amino acids. NCBI's taxonomy places the organism in Eukaryota, Viridiplantae, Streptophyta, Magnoliopsida, Fabales, Fabaceae. The transcript is spliced from 3 exons.
AUGAAAUCUUCUGAUGAAUGUGUUUCUAGUAUUCCAAGAUGUGUGCAAGUGAAACAACGCAAGAUAUUUGGUCUCAAAAGUUAUGAUUGUCAUCUCUUAAUGCAAGAGUUUCUUCCUAUUGCUAUGAAAGGUUGUUUGCCCAACAACUUUGGUAUUUUUCUUAGAGAACACAUUGACUUUAUCAAGAGACGUAAUCGAAAUCGUCGGCUAUCACCAUAUGAUAUUGAAAAAAUUCAUAGUCGAACUUUUUCUGAUUGGUUUCGCGAAAGAGUAGCACGAUUGGAAGAACAAGGAAGUACUAUGGUCACAGAUGAAAUCAAAUGGUUAGCACGGGGGCCAUUAGAAGUAGUGAGAAACUAUAGUGGCUAUAUUGUUAAUGGGGUUAGAUUUCAUACAAAGAAGCGGGAAAGGUGCUUAAAGACUCAAAAUAGUGGAAUAAGUGUUACUGUUAAGACCAAAAGUUAUGCCAGUACACGAGACAAACACCCUAAGGAAGGAGAAAUAAACUACUAUGGUGCAUUGAUAGAUAUAAUUCAAUUGGAUUAUGCAGGAAAAUAUAAAAUUGUACUUUUCAAGUGUGAUUGGGUUGACAUAAAUAAGGGAUGCAAUAUUGAUGAUUUGGGUUUGACAUUAGUAAAUUUUAAUUACUUGCAACAUACAGGAAAUGAUAUAUGUGAUGACCCAUUUAUUUUUGCUUCUCAAGCUAAGAAAGUAUUCUAUGUGGAGAAUAAAACACAAAAUGAUUGGUUAGUCAUUGUGCACGCUAAAGUUAGAGAUGUAUAUGAUUUGGGUGAUGCUCAAUCCAAUGACAUAGAUAAAGGGCAUGAGCAAGUCUUGGAAGAGAUAAAUGAUGAUGAUUUGAUUAGACCAGAAGCUGAUGAUAGUGAUGAUAUCAUUGGAGUUAUAAUUAAUAUAGAGGACAUUCCCCAAAAUGACAAUGAAAAUGAAGAUACAGAGGAUGAGAGUGAAGAAGACCUCUCAUAUUAAUUUGAAAAUGGGA